GAAUGGUCUUGUUUGCUUCAAAAGGAGUCUACUGUGCAUGCGUGACACCCUGUUCUCUUCAUUCAGAUAAACUGAAGGUGUACCAGGGAGUCCGUGUGAAGACCACGGUAAAAGAGCUGCUGCAGAGGCACAGAGAGAGGGAGGCCAACACCAAGAAACUUAAUGCGCAGAUACACCAGGCUUGCUUGGAACUACAGGAGCUUCCCGCGGCCACUUUCCCAAGUCGCCAUGUUGCCCCUCCUCCCGCUAUCCACCCAAGUGAAGACAACAGCUGCGGGGUGCUGGCCCUCCAGCUUCGGACUACCAUGUCAUUCCCACUCCCUGACAGUGCAUGCAACAUUCAGACGCAAGAGAGCGUCUAUAACAGCAUCCAGGUGCAGCAGCAGCAGUUUGGGGAUGUGAUGUUGCCCAGCAACGGAUACAGUGGUACUGCCUACGACACCCCUCUGCCUCCCCUUCCAACCUCCCCUCAGCCUUGGAGACAUGGACUGUCCUCGGAUGUGGAUUACUAUGGCCAGGGGAUAGCCCCCUGCUCCUCAUUGGAGUCACUGACAUUCUGCAACCCCAUGGAUCCCAACAGCUACUCGCCACAGGACUCCUUCUCCUCCUCCUCCUCCUCAUGCUACAACUCGCCCACCAGAAUGGAGGCCAGUUACCAUGGCUUAAGCCCAGAGCAAUACCACUAUCAGCACUCUGCUCCACAGGACUAUUAUGCCCUGUCACACUGUUGGUCAGCCCAGCAGGAGAGCUCCCCCACCCCUGAAUAUGCACCUUACUUUCCCCCCACAGACUACCCACAUGCCUGUCCUGUAGAAGACAACUGUUUCAGGAAGGAUUUUCCACUGAACUAUGACGUGUGUUACAGUGCAUUAUGAUGAGACCGAGAGCAGUAUUACUUUGUAUCCUGACUGUAAAUAUGAUUCUGUUCAGUGUGGCUGUUUGCUUUUCUUUUCAAUUUGUGCUGUUUGAUUUAGUGGAUCAACUUUAAUGAAAGCUGAAUGAUAUAUUUUCAUAUGUGUCCGUUCUUUUACUGUACAAAAUAAACAUGUUAAACUCA
Molecule: messenger RNA, 1057 nt
Organism: Archocentrus centrarchus (flier cichlid)
Lineage: Eukaryota; Metazoa; Chordata; Actinopteri; Cichliformes; Cichlidae
Gene: pou2af3
Product: lnc RNA pou2af1
Exons: 4
Coding region: 3-875 (290 amino acids)
Molecular function (GO): POU domain binding; DNA binding
Source: RefSeq, a predicted model, not a curated record